AUGGAUCACGACGGCUCUCGGGGUCUGCUCAAGGGUAUUCUUGCGUUUUUCGCGCGAAAGCCGCCGCAAAGGUUAACGCCGUCCACUUCGUUGAGAUCACAGGCGCUCGACGCCUGGGUGCGAACGGAUGCUUAUCUGCAGCAUGAAACCAAUGAUCUGGACGAAGUCGACCCUGAGCAAGUAGCAAGAACUCUGCGGACAUUCGAAAAUCUUGUUCACUAUGACCCUGACCGGGAACCACACUCUCUUCAGGCAAUUCGUCGCCUGAUUCAGAGUCCCAACCACGAUGCGUAUUCCAAUUCACCCUCAAGCAUACGUAUCAGCAAACGCAAGCGAGAGAAUGACGCUGUCAUCGAUGAGCUUUCACGCUUGGAAACAGAGGCAAAGAAGCGCCGAGUUCUGUCUCGCGAAGAGCCAAACGUGGGCGAUGACGUGGACGCGCCCGAAGCAGACCUUGCUAUGAUGAUGAGGAAACAUUCAAUGUCGUUACACCAGGGACUGCGGACACAAUGGACCUGUGUAUGCCAGAGGUGUUCGGGCUUGAGUGUAAGACUUUCGUUGCCCCAACGGAAGAAGGGCUCUCAGAUGGAGACAUGCUUCCAAGUGUUCUUUGGCGUACGAUCUCUGCCUGCACUCACAUUGCAGGAAGCCAAGAUAACAGUCAAUUUCUUACCUGAGUUCGCACACAUCUGUCAGUGUAUCACGGAGUCCCUGGAUAAACAAAAUUGCUUGCAUCUUCUCUUUGAGGACGGGUUGUUUAAGAGGCUCCGGCCGCAAGCGAAAACAUUUGGCGAUUCCCAAAUGUCUCGGACAGUGUCUCUGUCGGCUCUUUUUCAGCGUCAACAGGAGUUACACGGUGGUUCAUCAGUUUUGCCGCUCAAAGGGAAACGAAUCUUAGCAGUUAUACUUGCCACAGCAUUACUUCCGUUCUUAGAGACGCCGUGGGUCCAGCCUUCGUUUAAUCACUCAAGGAUUCAUUUUUUCCAGCCGCUGAAAGACGGAGAGCUGCCCGAUAUCACGAAGCCCUUCCUGACACUGGAACAAAUUCCAAUCAUUUCUAACAAGAUGGGCACCGGGAAAGGCCAACCCGAACAACCUGUCAGCUCCAAACACAUGAUACAUCCCAAUGCCAAGUCAUGGCAAGGUGACACAGAGAGAGCCCGAAAUGUCAAUACUGACUAUUAUACCAGCCUUGAUCUUCUCAAAAAUCUAGAAGUCGACGCUGGUGUAGAUUAUUACCUCGCUACCAAAGCAUGCCUACAGUGGGAAUAUUUUCCGGCUGGAGAGCUCACUAGUUUUGAAUCCGCCAGCGUUCAGAGGCUCUUUUAUCAAAAUGUUGUCAAACGACUUGAAUCCGAAGUAUCAAAAUCGUGGCAUCUUCGGUUAAAGGAUCUGGAUUCUCUCGAUUCUCGAGGGAAUGAACUUUGUUGGGGACCAAACGGCCGAGAAGUUGUCCACCGGCAAACAAGUAAGUUUGAGUCCUCUGGCAGUAGUAACGAAGAAAUGGCAGUCUCUUUGCCUCCUACCUCCAAUACGACGUCCCGGAGCUAUACUUCGUACAGCCCGGCCACGCUUGUGCCAACGCCGACCCAACACACUCGGGUAUUCCAAAAUCGCCCACACCUUGCGGAAUCCUCUACUGAAAGCCUGUACUUCUUUGAUGCAAGCCAUCACGCGGUCUCUGGACAAGAUACUGGACUGUCUGAAAAAUGGAUGGGCAGUCUUUUAUCCUCGAUUUACCAUCAUGUUGACUCGUUUGACACCGCUAUGCAAUCAACUGCGACAAUAAUCGAGAAUGGGUCCAAAGCAUUCGAGCCAGUACGAAUAGCAAUUCUAGAUUCUGGAUUUGAUCCAAAGAACUCGCUCCUUAUCGAUGACGAGCAACGGAUCGAUCCACGGAUUAAGGGAGUACAGAAUUUUGUACAUGGAACAGACUCCUGGGACAUUCAAGAUGAGAUCGGGCAUGGCACUCAUGCUCUCGGUCUUCUCCUCAAAGUUGCCCCAUGCGCUGAAAUUUAUAUUGCCAGAGUUGCAAACCAGGAGACCCUGGGUCACGACAGCUACGAUGCUAUUGCAAAGGCGAUCAACCACGCAGUCACUGAAUGGAAAGUGGACAUUAUUUCAAUGUCAUUUGGUAUUCGGGAAUAUCAUGAACCUAUGAAAACAGCGAUAUCAAAUGCAUUACACAAUCAAACACUCAUGUUCGCUGCGGCGUCGAACGAUGGAGGAAAUUUCGGCCGAGCAUUUCCAGCUAAAUAUCCCAGCGUCUUUUGUAUACACUCGACUGAUGGAAACGGAAAUCCUUCGUCAUUCAAUCCCACAGCGGACGACAAAGAUGUCAACUUCAGUCUGCUCGGGGAACAUGUCCUUUCUCACUGGCCGGCAGGGAAAAAUGGUCACAAUGACAUUGUGAAUGUCAUGUCAGGAACGUCAGUAGCGACGCCAAUUGCCGCUGGGCUUGCUGCUUCGGUCCUAUCAUUUGUCCGGCAACAAGAGAAGGGCUUAGCUGCAGGAAGUGACAUGUUAGGACCGUGGUUGAAGGAUGUUCACUCAAUGGAUGCUGUCCUGAAGAGCAUGGUCAGACAGAAAAGAGGGGCAGGCUAUGACUAUAUCACGCCUCACGUACUGCUUGAUACGAGUGCAUCAAGGGAACAUGUUUACAACAAGAUCAAAGAUAUCAAAAAGCACAUGUAUGACUAG
This is a messenger RNA of Talaromyces atroroseus, 2700 nucleotides long. RefSeq lists its product as hypothetical. The coding region runs from base 1 to 2700 and encodes 899 amino acids. The record is from RefSeq and is a predicted model, not a curated record. NCBI's taxonomy places the organism in Eukaryota, Fungi, Ascomycota, Eurotiomycetes, Eurotiales, Trichocomaceae. Gene Ontology annotation, molecular function: serine-type endopeptidase activity. The transcript is spliced from 6 exons. Gene Ontology annotation, biological process: proteolysis.